Solanum tuberosum (potato) is the source of this 747-nucleotide messenger RNA. RefSeq names its product gibberellin 20 oxidase 3-like. Bases 1 to 747 code for a protein of 248 amino acids. The transcript has 3 exons. The record is from RefSeq and is a predicted model, not a curated record. Lineage: Eukaryota; Viridiplantae; Streptophyta; Magnoliopsida; Solanales; Solanaceae.
AUGGUGAAAGCAAGAGAAAAAUGGGGAUUCUUUAAGCUUAUGGACCAUGGGGUGCCUAGUGAGGUAGUUGAGAAUGUUACCAGUCGCUUGCACGAGCUUUCUGAUCUUCCCAUGGAACAAAAUCUCAAAGGUGGCAAAACAUCAAGCUUGUCAUUGGGCAACACAAUGAUAGAGUACAUGGAAGAAAUGGACAAGCUGGGAAUGAUUAUAAUGGAGAUAUUGGCUCAUGGAUUAGGCCUUGCAGAUGACUUCUUCAGUAAGAACUUUGAAGAAAAGGAUGCUACUAUUUUUAGAAUAAGCAGAUAUCUUCAUUGUCCUCUUCCUGAGAAGAUUGUAGGAAUAGGGAUCCAUUCAGACUCCCAAACAUUAACCAUAUUGUAUCAAGACAAGGUUGGUGGCAUUCAAGUCCUCAAGGAUGACAAACAAUGGAUUGGAGUUAGGCUACUUCCUAAUUCAUUUGUCAUCAAUAUUGCUGACACCCUUGAGCAAGUUUGGACAAAUGGAAGGUUAAAGAGUGUUAUACACAGGGCAGUGGUGAAUAAGGAGAAGCAGAGGCUAUCAAUUGCAUAUUUCAUGAAUCCAACAAGCAGUGCAACAAUUGAAUGCCCUCAACAGCUUAUUGAUUCAGUUUCUAAUCCAAGAAAAUAUGUACCUUUUACGUGGGGUGAACUGCGGUACCUUCUUUUGACUACCAGGAGGGUCAGGGGCAAAGCUGUUGCCAUCAAUAAUUUCCUUAUUUCUAGUUGA